Molecule: messenger RNA, 789 nt
Organism: Sorghum bicolor (sorghum)
Lineage: Eukaryota; Viridiplantae; Streptophyta; Magnoliopsida; Poales; Poaceae
Product: ubiquitin
Exons: 4
Coding region: 126-536 (136 amino acids)
Biological process (GO): modification-dependent protein catabolic process; protein ubiquitination; translation
Cellular component (GO): nucleus; ribosome; cytoplasm
Molecular function (GO): ubiquitin protein ligase binding; protein tag activity; structural constituent of ribosome
Source: RefSeq, a predicted model, not a curated record
UCGGAUCACACCUCACCAGUUCAUCUCCCACCCCGUCGCAAAGUAAACCGCCGGCCGGGUAGGCCGGCCGGAGAGCAGAGCGAUCAAGGGAAGGAAUUGAAGCAAGCGCGCGGCCGCCGGCGAAGAUGCAGAUCUUCGUGAAGACGCUGACGGGGAAGACCAUCACGCUGGAGGUCGAGAGCAGCGACACCGUCGAGAACGUCAAGGCCAAGAUCCAGGACAAGGAAGGCAUCCCGCCGGACCAGCAGCGGCUCAUCUUCGCCGGGAAGCAGCUGGACGACGGCCGCACCCUUGCCGACUACAACAUCCAGAAGGAGUCCACGCUGCACCUGGUCCUCCGCCUCCGCGGCGGCGGCCGUGGCGGCUACCCCACCAUGCGUGUGCCGUGGGACCUCAUCAACCUUGCCCGCAAGCACAAUGAGACCAAGAUGAUCUGCCGCAAGUGCUAUGCACGCCUUCACCCCAAGGCCGCAAACUGCCGCAAGAAGAAGUGUGGCCACAGCAACGCGCUGAGGGCAAAGAAGAAGCUCAUGUGAGCCAUUGGGAAAACUAGCAAGUUCAAAAGUGCCAUCCGUGAGCUGAAUAAAUGUCGACACCUGCUAUCAGGGUUUUUAGUUUGCCCUUGUUUAUUUCCAACUCGAUGCUGAACCUUGAUUUGCCAUUUGAAAAUUUCAUGCCAUUCGGUUUGUUGUCUGAAUUCUCGUAUACUUGCGUUUGUUCAUUAUUUUAGCUACCUACUUGUAGGAUCAAAACAAAUGUGCCUCUGUUGCCUCAAAAUUUUCUCCGAUA